Leptonychotes weddellii (Weddell seal) is the source of this 1217-nucleotide messenger RNA. Lineage: Eukaryota; Metazoa; Chordata; Mammalia; Carnivora; Phocidae. The record is from RefSeq and is a predicted model, not a curated record.
GCUGCUGGGCUUUGCGGGGACCCAGCCGACGCCAAGUGGAGCGCGUCCUUUGCAGAGGGGCGGGUCUACGCCGCACGCGUGGGCCCGCCAGUAACCUGAAACCUGCGCGCCUCGGCGGGGGCCACGCGAGGCUCUUUACUUCCAACGGCCCUGAGCAUUCACGAGGCAGAAAAGGGCACAGAGAAGCCAAGCGACCCCUCCGAGGUCACAGAGCCAGGGAAGGUCGUAGGACCUCAAGGCUGGGAGAGGCGGGGCCGAAGGGGGAGUGGCAAAUAGUUGUCCACGCUCCGAGAGGUGAAGAGGAGGAACCCGGCCGGCCGGAGGGUCAGGGGCGAGGCCGCGGGAGUGAAGAUCAGAGAGGGUGGAUUCCCCACGGCCCCACAGUCUGGCUCGCUCCUGGCCCUGAUCUCCCCGGGGCAGUCCGACCAGACCGGACCCUACUGGCCGGCGGGGAGCCUCCCCAGCCUCUGGCGUGCAUAGAGCCCCUCCCUCAGGAUCGGCCCCAGGGACACCCGAGACUCCGCACUGCUGGACUCUAACAGCAGAUUUCCCGCUUCCUCGGUUUCGCUCCCGUCCGCAGUGGCUCUGGACGCCGCCUCCUCCCGGCAGCCCUCUGGACUCCAACAACUGUGAGCCUGGUGGGGGUGUAGGUGCAGCCCCUGCCAGGGCUGAACACUCGGAGUCUCGGAGCUUCCUCGGUCCCUUUAAACUGGUGGUUCGAGCAGUCUGGGGUUCCCAUGACAACGACGGCGGACUGGGGACCCGGGCGGGGUCCGGUCGGAGCGCAUGCGUGGUGCGCGCCCGACGCAGCACGUCUUCCCGAGUCGCCGGCGCUGCUGUCGCGGGGUCCCUGAACCGCGGGCGGCCCCGGCUCCCUGCGCUCGGCCAUGGCCCCCCCGCUUCCGUGCAGGCUCCCGAGGUCGCUGCCGCCGUGGCUGCUGCUGCUGAGCGUGGCGCUGCUGAGUUUCCAGGCCCGCGCCGAGCCCACCGCCGGGAGCGCCGUCCCCGCGCAAAGCCGUCCGUGCGUGGACUGCCACGCGUUCGAGUUCAUGCAGCGCGCCCUGCAGGACCUUCGGAAGACGGCCUACAGCCUGGACUCGAGGACGGAGACCCUCCUGCUGCAGGCCGAGCGCCGGGCCCUGUGUGCCUGCUGGCCUGCCGGGCGCUGAGGAUCCUCAGACACUGCUGUUCCUCAUCAAUAAACACCCGGCCCAGCA